CAGCAUCGCAUUUUAUCGAUCGAGUGGGUUCAAAUCAAGCUCCGAAGUCGCCGGAAUCGUGUUCCUUUUCUGGCCGUCGAUCCAAGGAUCACCGAGACUCUAUUGUCUCCGGCGAGGUGCUUACGUGCUACGUAUCUUCUUCUUCCCCUCGACUCCGACAUCGAUUCUACUGCUGCCAUUGAAACCCAUUGCCGCUUCGUCGGCCAUUGUUCGCUAUUGCUGCUUCGUCGGCCAUUGUUCGCUAUUGCUGCUUCGUCUUCCAUUGUGUCGAUCCCGAAGACAAACACAAACUCAUCAAUUUCUGUUGUUUGCAUAUGAGUCUUCUUUGUCCGCCAUUGCUGGCCACGAAUUGAGCUUUAUAUUGUCUAUCUCGAAGUGGGCUUACGAAUUUUGCUAGAAGAAACAUGGACAGCUUUUUUUACUGGAAUCAGAUUCGUUAAGUCUGUUUCGUUUUGGUGAGAGAUCAUAGCAGAACGUGAUCCUUAUUAUAGCAGAACGACGUGUAUUGCCUUGAGUGAAUACCCACGGCAACAUCCCUAUACUCAGGACUUGUAGGAUGCUCGAGUUACGUGAUAGAGAAUGUUGUUUGCUUAUCUGUCUAAUCGUCUUCAUAAAUAUCGUGCCUUGUUACAGCCAUGAGAGACUGUUUGAUGGGAACACUUUAUAUGCUGGGAAGGAACUUUGGAGGGAGACAUUGCCAUUGCAAUCUGGUUCUCGAGUUUACAAAUUACAAGGGCUUAAGUCAAAUUCUUGGUAUGAAGUGAAGAUAUCAUACCCAGCUUCUAUACCGGCUUUAUUUACUCUACAACUACUGAAGAACGGUGUGGUGGGUUUGAAGCUGAACCAGAUGAGGAGAUUACUCAACACUGAGAAAUUGAUGUUUAAAACCGAAACUCUUGAAGAAGCUAAGAACAAGGACGGAUUGUAUGUUUUGGUGACGGUUGAACCUGAGGGAGUCGUGGCUAUACCAAAAAUCAAAGAAAGGUCCUUCAUCAUUUACAACAUAGUUUGUGAAGAACAACUCUUAGGCAUCCCUUACUCAAGCUGGUCAGUGGUGGUUUUGGUAGUUUUGUGUCUCGUGGCCGCGUUGAUUUUUCCCCGGAUUCUCCCAUCUAAUCUUGUAAUCAAAGAUGGAGAUCGUGAUCGUUAAAGAAUGAAGCAUAGUUAAUUACAGACUGAUGUUUGUUCCUCACAUAUCUGUCUUGUUACUAUAUUAGCUUUUUGAUGUUUGUUCAUCUAAUAUUAUUGUAUCAUCUUCAGUUUUUCAUAGUCUCAUACUCUCGUUAGAGAGACAAAACAA
Capsella rubella is the source of this 1300-nucleotide messenger RNA. RefSeq lists its product as uncharacterized. The transcript has 7 exons. The coding region runs from base 557 to 1150 and encodes 197 amino acids. NCBI's taxonomy places the organism in Eukaryota, Viridiplantae, Streptophyta, Magnoliopsida, Brassicales, Brassicaceae. The record is from RefSeq and is a predicted model, not a curated record.